AUGGCCGCUCAAGUCACUCCCUCAAAGCAGGCUGCUUCCUCCCUCGAGGACCUCAAGAUGAGCGAUUCGCCUAUUAAGAAGCUCGACUUCCAGUCGGCUGGCAAGGAGGACGCGCCUGCGUCUCUCAAGGCUGUCGACGCCUCCAUUGAGAAGCCCACCGAGAAGGCUCUCGCGCCCAAGCCUCUCACCAUCAAGGAGAUAGAAGCCUCAGAGCCCCUCCUCCAAGAGAACCCCCACCGUUUCGUCAUGUUCCCUAUCAAGUACCACGAGAUCUGGCAAAUGUACAAGAAGGCCGAAGCCUCUUUCUGGACUGCCGAGGAGAUUGAUCUCUCCAAGGAUCUUCACGACUGGCACAACCGCCUGAACGACGAUGAGCGUUACUUCAUCUCCCACGUCCUGGCUUUCUUCGCCGCCUCCGAUGGCAUUGUCAACGAGAACCUUGUCGAGCGUUUCAGUUCCGAGGUCCAGAUCCCCGAGGCCCGUUGCUUCUACGGCUUCCAGAUCAUGAUGGAGAACAUCCACUCCGAAACCUACUCCCUGCUCAUCGACACUUACAUCAAGGAGCCCAAGCAGCGUACCUACCUUUUCGAUGCCAUUGACACCAUUCCCUGCAUUGCCAAGAAGGCCAACUGGGCCCUCAAGUGGAUCAACGACCGUGAGUCAACCUUCGCUUCGCGUCUGGUUGCCUUCGCCGCUGUCGAGGGUAUCUUCUUCUCUGGCUCAUUCGCCUCCAUCUUCUGGCUCAAGAAGCGUGGCCUGAUGCCUGGUCUCACUUUCUCCAACGAGCUGAUCUCUCGUGAUGAGGGUCUCCACACUGACUUCGCUUGUCUGCUGUUCUCCCACAUGAACCACCGCCCCGACCCCAAGAUGGUUGAGGCUAUCAUUGUCGAGGCCGUCGGCAUCGAGCAGGAGUUCCUGACUGACGCUCUUCCCUGUGGUCUGCUUGGCAUGAAUUCCAAGCUGAUGUGCGAGUACAUCGAGUUCGUCGCUGACCGCCUGCUGGUGGCCCUCGGCAACAAGAAGUACUACAACGCUACCAACCCCUUCGACUUCAUGGAGUCCAUCUCCCUGGCUGGCAAGACCAACUUCUUCGAGAAGCGUGUCGGUGACUACCAGAAGGCUGGUGUCAUGGCCAGCACCAAGCAGGAGGUCAACGCUGAGGGUGAGAAGGUCGUAAGCGAUGGUCUCAACUUCGAUGAGGACUUCUAG
Messenger RNA from Penicillium verrucosum, 1209 nucleotides. Its product is annotated as ribonucleotide-diphosphate reductase subunit RNR2. NCBI's taxonomy places the organism in Eukaryota, Fungi, Ascomycota, Eurotiomycetes, Eurotiales, Aspergillaceae. Gene Ontology annotation, biological process: deoxyribonucleotide biosynthetic process. The coding region runs from base 1 to 1209 and encodes 402 amino acids. The record is from RefSeq and is a predicted model, not a curated record. The transcript is spliced from 4 exons. Gene Ontology annotation, molecular function: oxidoreductase activity.